GGAAAAUAGUAGUAUAAAUAAGAGCAAUGCCAUGAGUAAAAAUGAGCAAAACAAAUACACUUCUUAAGUAUUAUCAAAUCUUAUCUCAAAAGUGUUUAGCUAACAUUAUGAGUUUCUCCAAAUUUGCCGUAUUUGCCCUUUUCAUGCUCGCUACAUCAGGUGUGAUAGAUGCGAAAUAUCAACCCAGAAGCAGUGGAUCGAUAAUGACUGAGGAGCUUCUGGAGGCCGAAGUGAAGGCAUUGGCAUCACUUAGAGAAGUGGAAAGGGCUGUUAUUGCUUCAAAGUUGAAGCAAAAUCUGAUGAUGAGGACUACUGAAGAUAAUUGUAUUAAAUCAGGGACCAUAUGUUCGGGUUUCGGACCUCCAGAACAAUGUUGUUCCGGCGCUUGUGUUCCUCAUCCUAUAAUUAAGAUGUUUGUAUGCCAGUAAAAGGUUAUUUGGGUCGAUCAUCACCUUCAAUUCCCUUUGUUAAUUAUAUAUGUACUCCAAUUAUCCGUACUUUUUAGUGUAUCCAUGUACGAGAUAGAAUAAAAUUGACCAAGGUGUUGGUGAUGGAAUGCUUCUA
Molecule: messenger RNA, 564 nt
Organism: Spinacia oleracea (spinach)
Lineage: Eukaryota; Viridiplantae; Streptophyta; Magnoliopsida; Caryophyllales; Amaranthaceae
Exons: 2
Coding region: 42-428 (128 amino acids)
Source: RefSeq, a predicted model, not a curated record